AUGGCCAAGAACAUAGAACAAACGUCCCCUCAAUGUGCGUUUUGCAAAAAACUCCAAGUACAUGUCACUAUCCUUUGUUGUAAACAAUGCAAAGCUGUUUAUUAUUGCGACAGGGAAUGUCAAAGGAAACAUUGGCAUGAUCACAAAGCAACAUGUGUUGCCUUGCAAAGCAUUAAUCACAAGGAUAUGAAAGACAAUGCAGACUUGGAAUUCUUUGCAACCCACCUGACUCCAAGUCAACAGAAUAAACUGGUACAGAUAAUUGGUAGAAAAUACAUAGUAUUGGGGAAAUUAGACAAUAAAGAAGUUAAUGUGCUUUGGGACACUGGGGCCCAGGUGUCUAUGGUUUCAAAAAGGUUUUUGAGACAAAGUCACCCAAUAAAACAAAUAAGAAGUUUGUCGGAACUUGUCGAGACUGACCUAAAACUCACAGCAGCAAAUGGGAGUGUUAUACCAUACAUUGGUUGGGUUGAAUUAGCAUUUAUCUUGUCUUCAAAGAACAAUCAGGUGCGCGUGCCAUGUUUGGUUACAACUGAAACAAUUGAGUACCCAAUAAUAGGCUACAAUGUGAUUGAAGAAAUUGUGACAAAUGAACACAAUGAUUUACUGUCAGAGACUCAAUCUUCAUUUGUCGGACUUGACAAUGGUGCGGCACAAGCAUUAAUUAACUGA
Paramuricea clavata is the source of this 672-nucleotide messenger RNA. NCBI's taxonomy places the organism in Eukaryota, Metazoa, Cnidaria, Anthozoa, Malacalcyonacea, Plexauridae. The record is from the annotation of a GenBank genome assembly.